Molecule: messenger RNA, 330 nt
Organism: Psilocybe cubensis
Lineage: Eukaryota; Fungi; Basidiomycota; Agaricomycetes; Agaricales; Agrocybaceae
Exons: 2
Coding region: 1-330 (109 amino acids)
Source: RefSeq, a predicted model, not a curated record
AUGGACACUCCAGAAGGCCUUCGUCUGCGUCUGAUGACUUUGUUGUCACUGUACGAUCUUUUGCCGUACUCCAUCUCUAAUCCACCCCAUGGACGUCCACCAUUGUCACUCGAAGAAGCAAUCGGGCCUGACGCUGUUCGUCGAUGCAUGGACGUCAUUACCAGACAUCACCCAAGCACGAUCGCGGCAGAACUGACCAAUAUUCUCAGAAACAGUAAUAAUUCUUCUGCGAGCUCCAGGUCGUCUCGCAGUGGCCAGUCACAUUCUGAAAAUGCGCACUACUAUUCCCAUUCCACUAUCCAGGGUCAGUAUCUACGGAAUGGGCGUUAA